CCCCCCAGGCAGGGACACUGACAUUCAGAAGGCAGCCCCACCCAGAAUCGGGCAUGGGGGGGCUCCACUGCCCCUGGGAGAUGCUGGGGGGCUGAGAGAGGCUCUUGGGGGCACCCCACGAGCUCCCGGCUCCGGGCCAGUCCAGGCCCCGGGCUCAGGCGGCCCAGCCCCCCUUCCUGCUGACCCAGCAGCAGCAGCAGCUUGGAUUCCAGAGAAAUGUCCCUGAUGCCUCCACUCUGUGGGGCUAUAAAGGCAGCCGGGUGCCCCAGCUCCACACUGCGCUCAACCCCCAGAGGCCGUGCCCGCCUGCCCACCGCCGCCGCCGCCACCGCCGCCAUGGACAUGACCAUCCAGCACCCCUGGUUCAAGCGCGCCCUGGGACCCUUCUACCCCAGCCGGCUGCUGGACCAGUUCUUCGGGGAGGGGCUGUUUGAAUACGACCUGCUGCCCUUCCUGUCAUCCACCAUCAGCCCCUACUACCGCCAGUCGCUCUUCCGCACCGUCCUGGACUCCGGCAUCUCGGAGGUGCGGUCUGACCGGGACAAGUUUGUCAUCUUCCUGGACGUGAAGCACUUCUCCCCCGAGGACCUCACGGUCAAGGUGCUGGAAGACUUCGUGGAGAUUCACGGCAAGCACAGUGAGAGGCAGGACGACCACGGCUACAUCUCACGGGAGUUCCACCGCCGCUACCGCCUGCCGCCCAGCGUGGACCAGGCGGCACUGUCCUGCUCGCUGUCCGCCGACGGCAUGUUGACCUUCUCGGGGCCCAAGGUGGCCUCGGGCUUGGACGCGGGGCCCAGCGAGCGGGCCAUCCCCGUAUCCCGCGAGGAGAAGCCCAGCUCGGCGCCCUCCUCCUAGGCCGCCCGCCCUCUGCCUGGCUGCCCGUCCCCCUCCUCCUCAUCUCCCUCCUCCUCCCCCUCCACCCAGGGGAGCCUGCCCGGGGGUGACCUAGAGGCCCCUGCUGGGGCCAGGGGUGCGGGCGUGACAGGGCAUCUCUCUCUCCACCUUGGGGACGCCCCUGCACUGCUCCCCAGAGCCGGGGGAGGGCCCCACCUGGACCCUGGGCCUGGGGGCCGCUCCCCUCUGGCCCUCCUCCCCACACCCCCUAUCUUCCCCUUCCGGGGGCCUCGUGCCCCAAGAGCACAGCCGGUGGCAGCUAAUAAAGCCAGGGA
Erinaceus europaeus (western European hedgehog) is the source of this 1172-nucleotide messenger RNA. It is a transcript of the gene CRYAA, whose product is annotated as crystallin alpha A. The transcript is spliced from 3 exons. The coding region runs from base 217 to 858 and encodes 213 amino acids. The record is from RefSeq and is a predicted model, not a curated record. NCBI's taxonomy places the organism in Eukaryota, Metazoa, Chordata, Mammalia, Eulipotyphla, Erinaceidae. Gene Ontology annotation, biological process: response to heat; lens development in camera-type eye; protein refolding. Gene Ontology annotation, molecular function: structural constituent of eye lens; protein folding chaperone.